CGGGGUGGAUGCCUAUCCGCCCAAGAUGUACUGCUACUCGAAGAUUCUCAGAUUUUUACUCAUUUCGGCUGUAUUUUGCGUUGGAUUGUGCUCUGAGGAUGAGGAGAGACUGGUGCGAGAUUUGUUUAGGGGGUAUAAUAAACUCAUCAGGCCCGUCCAAAACAUGACAGAGAAGGUUCAUGUACGAUUCGGUCUUGCAUUCGUUCAGCUCAUCAAUGUAAACGAAAAAAAUCAGAUAAUGAAAUCCAACGUGUGGCUGCGUUUCGUCUGGACCGAUUACCAACUCCAGUGGGACGAGGCAGAUUACGGUGGCAUAGGAGUCCUCCGCCUGCCCCCCGACAAAGUUUGGAAGCCCGACAUCGUCCUAUUUAACAACGCCGACGGUAACUACGAAGUUCGCUACAAGAGUAACGUGCUUAUUUACCCGAAUGGUGAAGUGCUCUGGGUGCCACCAGCUAUUUACCAGAGCUCCUGUACCAUCGACGUCACCUACUUCCCAUUCGACCAGCAGACAUGCAUCAUGAAGUUCGGCUCCUGGACAUUCAACGGCGAUCAGGUGUCACUGGCCCUCUACAACGACAAGAAUUUCGUUGAUCUCUCCGACUACUGGAAGAGCGGUACAUGGGACAUAAUCAAUGUUCCCGCUUACUUGAACACCUACCAGAACCCGGAGCUCCCCACAGAGACCGACAUCACCUUUUACAUAAUAAUCCGUCGCAAGACUCUGUUCUACACAGUCAACUUGAUCCUUCCAACAGUGCUCAUCUCCUUCCUCUGCGUCCUCGUCUUCUACCUCCCGGCCGAGGCAGGCGAGAAAGUCACCCUCGGCAUCAGCAUUCUCCUCUCCCUCGUCGUGUUCCUCCUCCUAGUGAGUAAAAUCCUCCCCCCAACGUCCCUCGUGCUCCCCCUGAUCGCCAAAUACCUCCUCUUCACCUUCAUCAUGAACACAGUGAGCAUCCUUGUGACAGUAGUUAUCAUCAACUGGAAUUUCCGAGGACCAAGGACCCACCGGAUGCCCCAGAUAAUCCGCAAAAUAUUCCUGAAAGUAUUGCCAACAAUUCUUCUGAUGCGCAGACCAAAGAAAACCAGGCUGAGGUGGAUGAUGGAGAUACCCAAUGUUACACUGCCAGCGUCUACCUACUCCGGUAGUCCAACGGAAUUACCCAAGCACCUGCCGGGCUCAAUAGCUAAAUCAAAAAUGGAGAUUAUGGAGCUGUCUGAUCUUCAUCAUCCCAAUUGCAAGAUCAAUCGGAAGGUCCAUCAUACCACGAGUACGUCGAGUACUGCGGGUGGAGGGAAUGAGGGGCUGGGGGAUCGAAGGGGCUCGGAAAGUUCGGAUUCGGUUCUGCUGAGUCCGGAGGCUACGAAAGCUACUGAAGCCGUGGAAUUCAUCGCUGAACACCUUAGAAAUGAAGAUCUUUAUAUUCAGACUCGAGAAGACUGGAAAUACGUUGCCAUGGUGAUUGAUCGUCUUCAGCUCUACUUAUUCUUCAUAGUGACAACAGCUGGCACAAUUGGCAUACUGAUGGAUGCACCGCACAUUUUCGAAUACGUCGAUCAAGACCGUAUUAUUGAAAUCUAUCGUGGAAAGUAAUCAGUGAUAAGUCCAUUCAAAUCAACUCAUUCGAAAAGAAAAACGACGAAUUCAUUGAGCUCAGUAUCCUACUUCCGAAUGUACAAUUGAUUUUUUUAAGUAUUAUAUACGAACUAUCAAUUAAUCAACUUAAUUAACAUCCAACGUCCAUUACUGAUUUUACAAGCAGGAGGAGAUGCAUGAUUUAAAUUUAAAUCCUGUGACGUGUUCUCCCAGUUGAAAGAAGGACAAAAUGUUUUGGAGCAUCGAUUGAGCAUAUUUGAUAGAAAUGAUGAAUAUUAAUGAAACGAUAAACGUAGCUACAUUAUAAUGGAUAUAAGUGGAGGACCUCGUAAAACAAUCACGCGUAAUUAAUUUUCAAUGGUAAAUGAAAAAUGUCCCGCUCUCCUUUUGACAGUUUCCGAAAAGUCUUCCUUACGAAUAAAUACAAUAAUUAGGAAUUUACUAGUCAAAUGUAAGGAUAGCUCUCGAAGUGAAGUGUUUAGUACAUUUUGUUACGAUUGUUCUACCAGGUGCUGAACAAUGUGUUAUGUAAUUACCCCAAUUCGUAUAAUUACCAUUGAGGGGAUGAUAACUCAAAAAUCGAGUGGCACUAUGGCUGCAAAGUGCAGUUUAUUUCACCCAACGAUUUCAUUGAUUUCGUGCAUAAUCCUCAUUGAUUUAAUUGACUCUGUUUAACGAAAAUUAAUUAUUACUGUAGAACAUUUUACAUUUUUCUGAGAAUUGUUUUAGUAUCAUCAAAAUCAAACAGGUGUUCUUCUUUUUUGAGUUUUUUGAGAAAAUUUAUUGCGAAGGUAAGAUAAUAGUUUAUUUAGUAUUAAUUUGAAAGCAAUUGACGAGAUUUAUUGUGCCACCUUCAUUUCCGGAGUUAUCAGCCCCUCGAUUACCAUGUGAUUGUCAGUCGAAAUUUAGCUGAUACAUAGGUGUAAUCAGGGUAAUGCUCAAUAUUGAAAUUAAAGGAUGAUAAAACACAAUCUUCUAGAUCAGAUUCAAUUGUAAAGACAUAAUCUACAUUAACAAACUAAUUGAUUCACUCAUUAAAUCCCUGAGAUGAGGUUCAUUGCGUCGUAGGGAAAUCGUUCAUUGCUUGUUAGAGUCCAAUGUUUGUAACUCAAUUUCGUUAUUCAGUAAAUUAAUCUAAUCUACCCCCUGCUAAUGUGGCUUUUCUGGACGAACGGGGGUUUAGGAAAUGCGAUACAUUGACGCCUAUUUAGUCCCAUCGUAUGCGUAAGUGAACUGCCUUUCGAUCCAUUACGUGACCAUGUAUCUCUUUAAAUUGAUCAAUCGUUUUUUCUAGUCAUAAUCCGAGGAGGUUUGUGAAUAAGCAUGCCAUGUCUUUAAUAAACUCAUUAUGGAAAAUUU
Molecule: messenger RNA, 2956 nt
Organism: Diachasma alloeum
Lineage: Eukaryota; Metazoa; Arthropoda; Insecta; Hymenoptera; Braconidae
Gene: nAChRbeta1
Product: acetylcholine receptor subunit beta-like 1
Exons: 5
Coding region: 26-1594 (522 amino acids)
Biological process (GO): nervous system process; signal transduction; regulation of membrane potential
Cellular component (GO): synapse; postsynaptic membrane; neuron projection
Molecular function (GO): transmembrane signaling receptor activity; acetylcholine-gated monoatomic cation-selective channel activity
Source: RefSeq, a predicted model, not a curated record